AUGGGGGACGAUGAAUAUUUUACCCUGGAUGAGUUAGUUUCGUCUGAGACUAGCGAAAGCGCCGUCGUCUAUGGUGCGAUUGAGGACGAAGAAGAAAAGUGCACGUUUCCAAAGGGUUAUCUUAAAAGACAAGCGGUUUUUGCAUGCAAAACCUGUUAUGAAAUAACUGGCAAGAGGGCAGGUGUUUGUUACGAAUGUUCCAUGCACUGUCAUGCGGCUCAUGAGAUUAUUGAGCUCUAUACUAAGCGUCAUUUUCGUUGUGAUUGUGGGAACAGCAAGUUCAAGGGUGCUGGCGUGUGCAGUCUUUGGGAGGAGAAAGAUGAUGUGAAUAUUGAAAACAAAUACGAUCAUACGUUUGAUGGGGUCUUCUGCACCUGUUUGCGUCCGUAUCCUGACCCUGAAAUUAAAGAAAACGAAGAGAUGUAUCAGUGCUCAAUUUGUGAAGACUGGUUUCAUUUACAACAUCUAAAUAUGCCGUUUGACUUCCAGCCCAAUGAUGAUUUCGAAGAGCUGGUCUGUCCGAACUGCGUAAAGCGAUUUCCGUUUCUUUGGUUGUUCUACUAUUGCCAAAUGCAAUCAAGGAAUGCGGAAAAUGCGAACCACUUUAGUGAUUGUUCAUCACCCAAAAAAGCUAAACCUGACGAUAUUAUUAACCAGCCUGAAGCCCCUGGUAGUACAGAAGCGUGUCGAGUUCCGUACGUUCUGUCCGUAUGCGGUGUCGAAAAAUUGGAUCCACCACCAGCGGACAUGGUACGACUAACAGUCAACGGUUUUCCUUUCCCAUCUCCAAUAUUCUGGUGUAACGAUUGGCGCACGGAUACGUUAUGUGAUUGUAAUUCCUGCGAGAAAAUGCUCGAAAACAUGGGUCUCGAAUUUCUCUUGGAUCCUGAGGACUCGGUUGUGCAUUACAUGGCAGUUGGCCGCCAGAGGGUUGCUGAGCUUCACGCACGACGUGAAAGUAUCUGUCGGUUUAAAGAGGCGCUUACUAAUUUCUUGACCAAACCGCGCGAACAAAACGUCGUCACGGAGGAGGAAGUUAAAGAGUUUUGUGAGGAUUUGAAGAAAGACCUGUAA
Molecule: messenger RNA, 1074 nt
Organism: Hydatigera taeniaeformis
Lineage: Eukaryota; Metazoa; Platyhelminthes; Cestoda; Cyclophyllidea; Taeniidae
Source: the annotation of a GenBank genome assembly